GACAGCACAUAGCCAGGUUGACCGCGCUAUUCAUACGCAUAUCUCCGGCGAACUAGCACGCCUGUAGACAACGAACAUUCCGUUUCCCGACGGUUUCACGAUUUCCUUGGACUCAACACGGCAUAAGAGAGAAAAAGCGAAGCUGAGCGCGAUGGCGGUAUCGAAUUCGAGGUGGAACGUCCGGCGAGCGGCAAUAUGGGCCAUGGCAUUGGCUACGGGGGUUCUAGGCGACGACCGACUGGUCACGAAAGGGUUUACCAACUGCGAGGCGGAGAGCGUCGUCAGGAUCCAGCAAGUAGACAUCUCUUUCAGCAACUCGGACAAGAUUGUGGUUUUCGACAUUGCGGGUGUGAGCAGCAAACGACAGAACGUGACGGCGACGUUGGCCGUGAGUGCGUACGGCCAAGACAUUUACACAAAAAGCUUCAACCCUUGCGAUGAAGCUACGUUGAUCGCAGCUCUGUGCCCCGCCCCGGCGGGAAGCUUCUCCGCGAGGGGUUCGCAAGCGGUCCCUGCGGAAUAUGCUGGCGCCAUUCCCGGAAUCGCUUUCCAGAUGCCCGACAUCGUGGCACAAGCGACGCUGAAACUGAAGAGCUUAGACGACGGAGCGGAGGUGGGCUGCGUCAGGUGCCAGAUAACGAACGGGAAGUCCGCGGUCAUCCCAACGGUCGCAUACAUCGCUGCCGGUGUAGCGGGAGCAGCCUUACUCGUGGGUGGUGUCGGAGCCGUCGGUGCUACACUCUCCGGAGGAGCGGGUGCGGGCGGCGGUACGAUAAGCCCAAGCUUCACGGAGAUGUUGGGCGUUUUCCAGGGGUUCGCUAUGAACGGCAUGAUGACCGGCCAGCUACCGCAGGUAUACCGGAGCUUCACGCAGAACUUCGCCUUCUCCUCGGGCCUUAUCCCGUGGAUGCAGAUGCAGAUCUCGAUCGAUAACUUCCGCGGUGCCACCGGUGGAAACCUAACCAGGGAUAGCGUCGAAUACCUCCUCAAGUCCAACUUCGCCUUCCAGAACGGUUCCGUCACGAGACGCUCCCUCGAUGGCCUCUCCCUGGCCGCACGCGAGAUCGAGACCCAGGUCAGCGGCACAACCCCCAGCGACGAGAGUUUCACGGCGGCAGCCGAGGCGACGAUCCGCGAGGCCGUCUCCGGUAUCAAGCAAUACGCCGAGCAACUAUCCGUGCCUCAGUCAAACACGUUCAUGACCGUUCUACUAAUCGUCGCCAUCGUCGUCGCCGUUAUCGUUGUCGGUAUCCUGCUCAUCAAGGUCGUCCUCGAGGUCUGGGCUCUGUACGGCAAUUUGCCCGCGUCCCUGACCGGGCUGCGCAAGCACUACUGGGGCUCCAUCGCCCGCGCCCUCACGUCCCUAGUCCUUCUCCUCUACGGCAUCUGGGUCCUGUACUGCGUGUUCCAGCUCACGCACGGCGACUCGUGGGCCGCUCAGGCGCUCGCCUGCGUGACCCUGUUGCUCUUCACGGGUAUCCUGGCCUUUUUCUCGUGGAAGAUCUGGACGAUGGCGCGGCAGCUCAAGAACACGCAGGGAGACACGUCGGCCCUGUACGAAGACAAGAAGAUCUGGUUCAAGUACUCGCUGUUCUACGAGUCGUACAAGAAGGAUUACUGGUGGGUCUUCGUGCCGGUCAUCUUUUACAUGUUCAUCAAGGGUUGCGUCCUCGCGGCCACCGACGGCCACGGCAUGGCCCAGGCGGUCAGUCUGCUCUUCAUCGAGGGAUUGAUGCUGGCCCUGCUCGUCUGGAGCCGACCGUUCGAGCGCAAGUCGGGCAACGUCAUCAACAUCAUGAUCCAGGUCGUCCGUGUCCUCUCCGUGAUCUGCGUCUUCAUCUUCCUCGAGGAAUUCGGCCUCGCUCAGACGACGCAGACCGUCGCCGGCGUCAUCCUCGUCGGCAUACAAUCGGCGCUCGCCGUUGCCCUCGCCCUCCUCAUCGCCUGCAACGCCAUCGUGGCCUGCGUCAAGCAGAACCCGCACCGCAGGCGCAGAAAGGAGAUGGAGAAAAUGCAACGCGACCUAGACGAUCUGACGCCUCUAGACGCGCGCAACUCGCUGUUGAUGGAGCGCAACAAGUCUGGUGAAUCUAUCAAUUACCUGGGAUCCUUCCCCAUGGACAAGAAGGCGUCCCCGGCUUACGAGUCGUCGGGCGACCGGUAUAUCGGCGUCGCGAUCGAGCCGGCGAACCCAUACGCGGCGGUGGCUUUAUCGCACAAUAGGUCGUUGACGCCCGGCGCACGAGACCAGGGCCGCGAGAGCCUCGUGUUAAACGCGGCGCCCAUGGGGCAGGACACGCGCGGAGGCUACUGAGAAGUCAUCAGCAGCCCACCUGCGGGUGGGGAGGGGAUGACGAAAGGAGUGGUAGAAGAACAGAAUGACAGUUGGGAGAAAAGAACUUCUGAGGAGGGAAGAGGGAGAAAGAAACAAGCCACUACCCUAGUCGAGUCGGCAGAGCUCGAUAAACACGGGUUGGGUAUAUAUAUACCAAUACGUAACGUGGCCACGAAACGCUGUAUAACAGACGACACAACCUACCUAUACUAACAACCCCGUAACCACCCAACGACUCUCCG
Molecule: messenger RNA, 2577 nt
Organism: Durotheca rogersii
Lineage: Eukaryota; Fungi; Ascomycota; Sordariomycetes; Xylariales; Xylariaceae
Product: TRP-domain-containing protein
Exons: 4
Coding region: 152-2314 (720 amino acids)
Biological process (GO): fungal-type cell wall biogenesis; transmembrane transport
Source: RefSeq, a predicted model, not a curated record